This is a messenger RNA of Puccinia graminis f. sp. tritici CRL 75-36-700-3, 1842 nucleotides long. RefSeq lists its product as uncharacterized. NCBI's taxonomy places the organism in Eukaryota, Fungi, Basidiomycota, Pucciniomycetes, Pucciniales, Pucciniaceae. The transcript is spliced from 10 exons. The coding region runs from base 1 to 1566 and encodes 521 amino acids. Gene Ontology annotation, molecular function: RNA binding. The record is from RefSeq and is a predicted model, not a curated record. Gene Ontology annotation, cellular component: nucleus.
AUGACCGAGGCUGGAGUGGUCGACCGAGUUCCAGGUUGCAGGCCAGAAGACAUCAUCACCAUCUCCACUCCCACCGAACCACACACACAAUCCAACACCUUCAACCCAGUCGAAAAUCAGCACAUCAUGUCGGAGAGAAAACGCAAGUGGGACAGCGGGCCUGAUGGAAGUGCCAACACGAAAGUGAAAGUCGAGGACUCUCCUACGAGCAAGCCCGGAGGUACCGAAACUGCGACGCCGGAGAAUAAUGGGGCUGCUGAUGCCGCUGCUGCUAUCGCUGCUCGAAUCGCUGCCCAGUAUGCUCCUCCUCCAGUCAAAGCGAAAUCGAGUGAACCUCCGAAAUACGAGAAAGACAAACCUGAAGUGAACGAUCCUGAGUUCGUCAAAGACAUCGAUAUUAAUGACCAACGGAACCGAUAUCUACUCACCAAAGGACCCACUCAAGCUGAGAUUCAAGCGGAGACGGGAUGCUCUGUGACUACUAAAGGACAAUGGUACCCGGAUCGUACCAAAGCCCAUGAUCGUGAUCCCCCAUUAUAUUUACAUCUGACAGCCACUAGUCAAGAGAUACUGGAUAAGGGGAUUGCGAAGGUGAACGAGUUGAUCGAGCAAGACCUAGGACCACUCACGGAAGCACCAUUUGUUCACCAGCGGAGAGAGAGACGUGAGCCUAGAGAGCGCCAAAAAUGGCCCGAACAUAAGCUGGAGAUCGGUCUGGAGAACUUGCGCAACUUUAAUGUUCGAGCCAAAGUGGUUGGCCCCGGGGGCAUGUUUGUAAAAUACAUCCAAAGUGAAACUGGCUCACGAGUCCAGAUUAAGGGUGUCGGAUCUGGUUUUUAUGAGAGCGACACAGGGGCAGAGUCUACUGAACCAAUGCAUAUCAAUAUCACCGGUCCAGAUGAUACACAGAAUAUCAAGGCAAAGGAGUUAGCAGAGGACCUACUAGAAGCAGUCAAGGAGAAGUGGGCGGAAGCCAAAGCGAUCAAUGAUCAAGCUCAGGCGCAGUAUAAUACACCGAUGGUUAAUCAGCCGAUGUACAUGGGAUUCGGAGGUGUUCCGGGUCAAGGGCAGGUACCAGGGAUGAUGGGACAAAUGGCUCCACAAUAUGGACAGCCUCCCUUGCCAUCCUCAGGGGAUGCCCCACCGCCUCCAUCGAGUGAGGCACCCCCCUUGCCGACGGGAGAGGCACCGGGCCCGCCUUCCGGACAGCCUGGCACUGCUGCUCCAGCGGGAACGGCCUCGAGCCAAGAUUACUCUGCAUACUAUGCGCAAUACUAUGCCCAACAAGCGCAGACGAUGACAGCCGAGCAAAGGGCUUACUACAACUCGCCUGAGUAUACGGCAUGGUAUCAGCAGUAUCUUCAGUAUCAACAACAGGCGCAAGCCUCGGGUGCUGUUAAUCCGAUGGCUGCUGCUGCCCAACCACAGCCGAUGGUCUCCUCUCAGCCCCCUCUACCCUCCUCUGCCCCACCUCCACCAAGCCAUGCGCCUGCUCCGCCACCCCCCAGUGAGGAUGUUGCCCCACCUCCUCCACCUGAACCAGCCCCAGAGCCUCCUCCGCCAUAGUUCUCUCUCUCUCUCUCUCUGUCCUUGUAUUUGAUCUCAUUGGGGUCACUCAUCCCUCAAUCAGGUCGAAAGUUGGCUUCUCUUGUUCUUGUUGUGAUGUUUUCUGGUUGUAAUUUUGCUUUAUACAUAUCUCUGAGAUGGGAUUCUUGCUAUAAUGAGUUUUUGGAGAUUGAUGAUGGUUUUGGAUAUGUACCAUAUGCAAGGAGUAAGCUUAUGAAACUCCUUUUUUCUCUGUCACUGAGAUGGUUGAAUGCAAGUCUUGAUCCCCAAUUUGAC